Eublepharis macularius is the source of this 4543-nucleotide messenger RNA. RefSeq names its product cytochrome P450 26C1. Gene Ontology annotation, biological process: sterol metabolic process. The transcript is spliced from 6 exons. Gene Ontology annotation, molecular function: iron ion binding; oxidoreductase activity, acting on paired donors, with incorporation or reduction of molecular oxygen; monooxygenase activity. NCBI's taxonomy places the organism in Eukaryota, Metazoa, Chordata, Lepidosauria, Squamata, Eublepharidae. The record is from RefSeq and is a predicted model, not a curated record. The coding region runs from base 192 to 2006 and encodes 604 amino acids.
UUGGCAUAGCCCUGCCCCGGGGCCGGUUGCCUGCCAGGGCCGCGAUUUUGGCUGAGGGUUGCGCCGCUCCAGAGAUCCCCAGGCGGCAGCACCGGUUGAGCUGCACUCCUCUCAGCCCUUCCUCUGCCCCGUUUCUUAGACAGCCCGAGCCCGCUGACUGCGGCCGGGAGGUGCCGAGCAGGAGUGCGGAGAUGCUGCUGCCCGUGGAGCCCAGCGACGUGCUCUCCGGGCUGGAGGCUGCGCUGGCCGCCGCCGUGGCGGUGGGGCUGCUGCUGGCCCUGGCCCGGCACCUGUGGGCGCUCCGCUGGAGCCUGAGCCGGGAUCGCGCCAGCGCCCUGCCCCUACCCAAGGGCUCCAUGGGGUGGCCCUUCUUCGGCGAGACGUUGCACUGGCUGGUCCAGGGCUCCCGCUUCCACAGCUCCCGGCGGCAGAAAUACGGCGCCGUGUUCAAGACUCACCUCCUGGGCAAGCCGGUGAUCCGUGUGAGCGGCGCCGACAACGUGCGCAAGAUCCUGCUGAGCGAGCACAGCCUGGUGAGCGUCCAGUGGCCGGCCAGCACCCAGAUCCUGCUGGGCUCCCACACCCUCCUCGGCGCCAACGCCGAGACGCACCGGCAGCGCAGGAAGCUCCUGGCCCGAGUCUUCAGCCGCUCCGCCCUGGAGAGCUACCUGCCCCGCAUCCAGAAGCUGGUGAGCGGCGAGCUGCGGAGCUGGUGCCGGCAGCCCGGCCCGGUGGCCGUCUAUUCUUCCGCCAAGGCCUUGACCUUCCGCAUCGCGGCCCGCGUCCUGCUGGGGCUUAGCCUGGAGGAGAAGCGCUUCGCCGAGCUGGCGCGGGCCUUCGAGCAGCUGGUGGAGAACCUCUUCUCGCUGCCGCUCAACGUCCCCUUCAGCGGGCUGCGGAAGGGGAUCAAGGCCCGGGAUCUGUUACACCAGUAUAUGGAAAAGGCCAUUGUGGAGAAGCUGCAGCGGAAGGACCCAGAGGCUGAAAGUGACGCUUUGGAUUUCAUAAUCGACAGCGCCAAGGAGAACGGCAAAGAGCUGACUAGGCAGGAGCUGAAGGAGUCUGCCAUUGAGCUGAUAUUUGCAGCUUUCUUCACAACAGCCAGUGCUAGCACUUCUCUGAUUCUCCUUUUGCUGAAACACCCCUGGGCCAUCAAAAAAAUCCAACAGGAGCUGGUGUCACAUGAUCUCCCUGGACAGUGCUGUUGCUUCAUCUCUGGGCAGCUUCUGACAAGCCAACAGACCACCCAAAAGACAGCCAAUGAAAAAGAGAAUCAAAACAGGGACUCUAAGCCACCUCUUCCACCAAGGCUGGAAUGGGAAGCUGGUGCCAAAACAAGAGGGGUGGAGAGAGUUCCUGCCUUGCCCCAUGUGGACAGAAUAGUCCAAAAAGCAAGUGAUGGUGGGACCGCGGGCUCAGUAAAAUGGGAGGAAGCUGGCCAGCUCUUCAGCAGGCUGGAAGGACUGGAGUGCUGUUGCCAAUCUUACCUGACCCUGGAGAAGAUGAGUCACUUGCGCUACUUGGAUUGUGUUGUCAAGGAAGUGCUCCGUUUGCUGCCACCAGUAUCUGGAGGCUACAGAACAGCCUUGCAGACUUUUGAGCUGGAUGGCUACCAGAUUCCUAAGGGAUGGAGUGUCUUGUACAGUAUUCGGGACACACAUGAGAUUGCAAGCAUCUAUCAGAGUCCCUCAGAUACCUUUGAUCCUGAACGUUUUUGGGUAGCUCGGGAAGAGGGUGAGGAACAUAAAGUAACAGGCUCUGUCCGCUUCCACUACAUCCCCUUUGGUGGAGGAGUCCGAAACUGCAUUGGCAAAGAACUGGCUCAGGCCAUCCUCAAGCUGCUUGCCAUUGAACUGGUCAGCACAGCUCACUGGGAGCUGGCCACCACUCACUUCCCCAAGAUGCAGACAGUGCCAAUUGUGCACCCUGUAGAUGGUCUGCAGCUCUAUUUUCAUCCCUUGAAGCCCGGAAGAAAAAGUGGUGAGCCAAACAAGGUAAAAAGUUGAGUACCAUUGUAAUCUCCACUGUGUCUCUACUCUGCAGUUUAGGACCACAGUAGAACAGGCAUCUGGGACAAAAACAACCUAGAUCUCUUCCAGUAUAAGGUCCUUCUUCCUAUCUGUUGAGUGUGGGAGGGGAGAAAGGACUAGGUCCCUGUCCUUGGUCCUUAAUAGCCUAUGAACUAACAGCCACUCACAUUUAAAGAUGUGAUUCCACACUGAGACCCCCACCCCCAGUAAUAAUCCGUUGCACUUUUUGUUAAUCUGCUGUGUGUGUCGUGCUAUGUUUUAACUUGAUUAAGAGAAGUUAUAGUUCACAGCUAGAUGUUCCAGAAGGAAUUCUAUAAACACUACUAUUGGUUUUCACAAAGGAGACAGAAAGUUUGUAUAAGUAUGUUGGGAUUCAAUGGUGUGAAUGUGGACCUCAUCUGAUCCCAGCGAGCGUUCUUCAAAGGUCCUCGCAGUUAUGAACUAGGCUGCUGCUCCAUCUUCCCAUGACAAGACAGUGACGACUAAGUUCCUGAUAGGAGAAAACAUAAACCAAUUGUCUACAGAAUGGCUGCACAACACAUUUCAUUCAUGUGCAUAGUCAGAUAUGGGAACGGAGCCGCUUCUGUGUUAGAACAGGUUAAGAAAAACUUGGUGUGUCCAAGAUUUACAUGGUCUAUGCCUCAUUGUAAGGAUCUCCGUGAACUCAGGACAGCUUUAAAGGGAUAACAGGUGAUGGGAAGGCUUAGCUUUCUAAUUCUUAAGAUCAGUUCUUCUAUAUGUCCUAUAACACUUCUUAAAAGGUAAUCAGCAUAACUGAGCAUUUCUAUUAAAAAGGGAGAAAGUGAGUUUUUCAUGGUCCCUGAUUCCUCUGCUGGGUUAUAUUGAUUUUGGUUGACCUUAAAUAUCAAACAACACAAAAUGUAGAUUUGCAAGUGAUCUCUGAUUCUGUGAUAGAGGGAAAUUGUGUGGAGAGGAUUCUUAGACCUGGUUCACAUGUAUACGUAUACUGCUAUUUCUCAUUGUUUUCUGAUUCACAGCCAAGUCAUUAACACAGUGAAUCAUUAACAUAGAUCUUGAGGUGACAUGAGGCAGUAGAUAAUUUUGAUCUGUGAUGACUGAUUCACAAGUCAUUGCUUGACGCUGCAGGCAUCCGAUGAUGAACUCACAUGCGAGAGCCAGCCCUUAAGACUGCCUUCAGUCAAUCUUCUACCCAAGCUGCUCUCUAGUACCUAGAAAAAGAACUGCCAGCAGAAUAAGGCUGCCAUGCUGAAUGCGCUGGCAGCUCACUCCAUAGAACAAUUCUGUAACAGCACACACAUCUGAAUACAUUCCAGAGGAAUAGUUAGAUUAACCGGUUGCAGCACAUAGAGACAGGAAUUCUGUGAUGCCUUAAGGAUAAAUACGUUUUUAAAAAAUCCAGCCUAAGAUUUCAUGGAGUACAGCCUACAACAAGACUCCUGUUUAUAUUUUAGUUCCCCAUAAUUACAUUUGUGGACUAUGAAUUGCUUUAAUUUGUGAGCACAUCUCUUUGGGGAGGAAUGUCGUCUACAGCAUCACUUAGACCAAAAAGGCAUGCAUCUCUGAAGUCUAUGAAAUUACGUGGACCAAGAUCUCCCUUCGUGGCCCCUACCUGUUGCUGAGCAAAGCGCCACUAGGCACAAGAGCGUAAAUCAGGCCUUUAUGGCUUAUUAAGGCCUUUUUUCAAGAUAAAAAUGAAUGCUAUUGUGGAAGAGUUGCUGUAUGUGUGGAAACACAGAUCCACGUCUAUAUAUGAUUGGAAUAAUGGGGGCUAUUCUGUUAUGAAUGUCUGAGUAGGUAGGAUUGGAUUAAGUGUCUUAAGUGCUCCUGCCAGCUAUCUAAUACAAGCUACUAUGCCUUGUCUAGGUGCUAGGAGGAUUGUGCCAUGUAGAGUUAUGACUUAGAAACUGAUGGGUUUUUUUGUUUAAAAUGUGCAACGGGUACAAUAUUGCUGUAUUAACGCUAGGAUUUCCAACACAGCAAGCAAAACAAUCUCGUCUCAACUCAAGGAUAAUUCUCACAGAGAUGAUAAAUUAGUGUUAUACUUAAUCUUGUUGCAAGUGAGGAUUCACAUGCUUCAAUGUUUUUCCAUACCACAAAAGAGAAAUCCCUUCCCACUGAGCAGUCAUAUAGUAGGGGGGAAAGCUAGUCAGUUUUCAAAUGUACUCAUUUUCUAUGUGCAGUGAAUCUUGGAUGGAGCUAGAAUUCAGUAAUCGAGCCCUUAGCUGUAAUAUAAGUGGUAUACCCCACAGGUUUAUCACCCCAACGAGCACCAUACUUCAGCAGCAGCACUUCGAAAGUGUCCUUGCACUUCACUCAGUGCCUGUUGUUCCUCCUUAGAAAGUCUAUACCAGCAGGUUCUUCAGAUAUAUAUAGUAGUUGUUGUAUUUUUAAAGUGUACUGUGGCAACCACCACGCUGCUAGUGUUAAAGGAUUAGCAAUCUACAUCCAGGGCAACUACUGUAGCAAACUUAGUUAUAGGUAAAAUCCCUGUGCAGAGAAAAUGUCUUUCAGGAAUAAACAUUGGUAAGUCA